GCGUGUGCACGCGAGAGGCGUGGUGAGGAUUGGCCUCUCCGCCCGCAAGAGUGCCCCCUGCUCCGGCGUGGACCCGUGCGGUUCCUCAGGCUUCGGCGGGGUGUGGCUUUUGGCCCGAGUUCUCACCGGUCCCUUCAUUUCCCACCCGUGGCUGCAGCCUUCUGCUGUCCGGGGCGUCCCCCAACUUCCAUCUCCCCACCCUGAACCAGCUGCCCCAGUAUCGGUUCCCCGGCCCGCUGUCCUCUGCCCUUCCUGCUCCGCGAAGUGUCUCUGUCUCUGAUCCUCGGCCCAAUGGCGCUGCAGGCCCUGCAGAGCUCGGGGGUGGCCUUCCGCAAGAUCCUGUCUCACUUCCCCGAGGAGCUGAGCCUGGCUUUCGCCUACGGCUCCGGGGUGUACCGCCAGGUGGGGCCCAGUUCAGACCAGAAGAAUGCCAUGCUAGACUUUGUUUUCACAGUAGAUGACCCUGUCACAUGGCAUUCAAAGAACCUGAAAAAAAAUUGGAACCAUUACUCUUUCCUAAAAGUUUUGGGACCCAAGAUUAUCACCACUAUCCAGAAUAACUAUGGCGCUGGAGUCUACUAUAAUCCAUUGAUCAUGUGUGAUGGUAGGCUUAUCAAAUACGGGGUCAUUAGCACUAACAGUUUGAUUGAAGAUCUUCUCAACUGGAAUAACUUGUAUGUUGCUGGACGACUCCAAAAACCGGUUAAAAUCAUAGCAAUGAAUGAGAAUGUUGCUCUUAGGUCAGCCCUUGAUAAAAAUCUGAAGAGUGCUGUGACCACAGCUUUCCUCAUGCUCCCUGAAAGCUUUUCUGAAGAAGACCUCUUUAUAGAGAUUGCUGGACUCUCUUACUCAGGUGACUUUCGGAUGGUGGUUGGAGAGGAUAAGACAAAAGUGUUGAAUAUUGUGAAGCCCAACAUAGCCCACUUUCGUGAGCUCUAUGGCAACAUACUACAGGAGAAUCCCCAAGUGGUGUAUAAGAUCCAGCACGGCAGACUGGAGAUAGAUAAAAGCCCAGAAGGACAAUUCACUCAGCUAAUGACAUUGCCCAAAACCUUACAGCAACAAAUUAAUCAUAUUAUGGACCCUCCUGGAAAAAACAGAGAUGUGGAAGAAACUUUAUUGCAAGUUGCUCAUGAUCCUGACUGUGGAGAAGUGGUGCGACUAGGGCUUUCAGCAAUUGUGAGACCUUCUAGUAUGAAACAGAGCACCAAAGGCAUUUUCACUGCUGAUCUAGGCUUAAUGUACCUGUUGGAUCAAAGGCCUCAGCAUUCCUGAUUAAAAUGUAAACCUAUAUCUGUAUCUGCAAGUACUUCUGAAGUGCUAAAUUGUGACGGUCAUGAACUAGGACAUAGCACUGGUAUACGGACUGGCAAAACAGCGCUGUCAUCAGUCCAAAACAGUCAAACCAUGUGAGGUACUGUUGGAAGCCUUACUGCCCCUCUCAGUUUUCCGAAUAACUCCCUGUGUGCAGGUUAUCCCCUCAUUUCAGGAUUUAUGGAAGUCACAUGUGCGUAUUGUUACCAAAGCAGCAGUACCUUGCCCUUCCACACACCCCCUAACCCCUGCAUUUUCCCCUUUCCAGAGACAACUGCUGCUAACUCUCCUAGUGGAUUGGUUUUAUUUCCACUGCCAGUUUGCUAAAUAGUAGG
Enhydra lutris kenyoni (northern sea otter) is the source of this 1649-nucleotide messenger RNA. Its product is annotated as TAM41 mitochondrial translocator assembly and maintenance homolog. Gene Ontology annotation, cellular component: mitochondrion. Gene Ontology annotation, molecular function: phosphatidate cytidylyltransferase activity. The record is from RefSeq and is a predicted model, not a curated record. NCBI's taxonomy places the organism in Eukaryota, Metazoa, Chordata, Mammalia, Carnivora, Mustelidae. Gene Ontology annotation, biological process: cardiolipin biosynthetic process; CDP-diacylglycerol biosynthetic process. Bases 292 to 1275 code for a protein of 327 amino acids. The transcript has 8 exons.